AUGGAUAUCGAUAAUAUUAAACAAAUUGCUAUGUUUUUCCAAAAAGUCGGACAAGAAAUUUGGGAACAAGGAGAAUUAAGCCCAGACAAUAAAGCCAUUUUGCCGAACACUCCUGCUCAGCAAGAAUUAUUAGAUGCAGCAAUAAAUUGUAGCCAGGCUUUCUCAAAUGAUUUUGAUCAUUUUGCCAAAGAUUGCUUGGAUAUCCUUUGUAAUAAUAAAGGCAAUGCUAUCAUUAACAAAUUACUUGCUCGGUUUAGCCAAUAUAUCAAUAAUUAUGUGGCAGUAGAAGAUACAAGUGAAAUUGAUGAUGCCACUUAUCAGCAGAUGCGUUCAAAUUUUGAGCAAAUUAUUCAUUAUGUCAAAGAACAAUUGAGAAACCGCGGAUUUACUAAAAUGGAUGAAGAAAAAGAAAAAGAAAUAUUGAGAAAUUUCAGUGUAGAAGAUAUUCGAGCAGCACGCGAAGUCUUGCGAAAAUUUGCCAUUAAAGCCAUUGAUACCGAAACUGAAAUUUAUAACCAAAUUCCGGUAGCUUGA
Messenger RNA from Entrophospora sp. SA101, 534 nucleotides. The record is from the annotation of a GenBank genome assembly. NCBI's taxonomy places the organism in Eukaryota, Fungi, Glomeromycota, Glomeromycetes, Entrophosporales, Entrophosporaceae.